Molecule: messenger RNA, 1878 nt
Organism: Bipolaris maydis ATCC 48331
Lineage: Eukaryota; Fungi; Ascomycota; Dothideomycetes; Pleosporales; Pleosporaceae
Product: heterokaryon incompatibility protein-domain-containing protein
Source: RefSeq, a predicted model, not a curated record
AUGGCCGGCCUUUACGUGGAAUUAAAGCUGGCUCCCGAGUAUGAAAUUAGGCUCGUGAACAUUCUCCCAGGAAACGAGUCAAAUGCUCUUGCCUGCGAGCUCCAGAUUGUUGAUCUUCGGGAAAAACCAGAAUACGUCGCGCUCUCAUACACUUGGGGCUCACCUACUACACUUCCCGAUGAAGGAGCAGAAGCUUUGCUAAAUAAGCCAAGUGUCACAUUGCUUUGCCGGGCGAAACCUGGCUCUGCAAAUCAGUCUUAUCCGCACUGGCAUGAGGUCUUAAUCACGGAGAAUCUCUACGCUUUCCUAAUGAGAGCUCGUGACAACGAUUCAUUCGCCCUGAACUCAUAUUGGAUAGACGCCAUUUGCAUUGACCAAGAGAACUCCGCAGAACGAUGUCUUCAAGUACAAAUGAUGGGUAGAAUAUACCGAUGUGCCGGUAUUGUGCACGCCUGGCUGGGCGAGGAAGACGAUGAUACCAGAAUCGCCUUUGAAUUGAUAAGAGCAUUGCUGGGUUUUUGUAGCGAGAUUACCGAGCGACGAGUAAGAAUUAAGGCACUGAUGGAUAUUACCCCAAAAUCCUUGGGGAGUGCUAAUCUGACCGCGAGACUCGGACCUUGUGCAGACGUCACCGCUUGGAUGGCAAUGGCCAAGCUGUUCCAGCGCAGAUACUUCACUCGAGCAUGGAUCAUCCAGGAAAUCACACUGGGCAGAAAAGUCAAAGCUCUGUGUGGAAGUCAAAUGGUGGACUGGGAAGCUAUGACCACAGUGUCAGAGUUUCUUUCCGUCACUCCCUGGAAAAGAUGGAUAUCCAACGUUACUAGUUCACAUCAAGGAGGACACGUUGUUCCAAAUAUUCUCGACGUCAACAAACUCUCCAAUAGUCUGCUUUACUCUCUCAUCAGAUUUCGUCGCUUCGCCUCCACAGAUCCCCGAGAUAAGGUUUAUUCGCUCCUCAGUAUCACAGGGGACUCUACUUUGACGAAGAGCCGCUUAAUCCCUGUCUAUGGCGAUAGAUCGGUAGCGGAGACAUAUACGCUGGCUGCCAUCCAGAUCCUAGAAGACUCAGAUGAUUUACUCUUACUUUGUUGUGCGGAAGGUGACAACUUCCGUACGAUACCCUCCUUACCCACCUGGGUCCCUGAUUGGAGUUGUGCUCGAGCUCUUGGACUAGGCAUCACCGGAUAUAGGAGGUUUGCAGCUGCAGGGGCUUUUCCCAGAGCCCUAAAUAUUAAUGAGGACGAUCGCCGUUUGACGAUAAAAGGAUUUCGACUAGACGAUAUUGUUGCUAGCAGCGAAACCAAAGAGUCUAUCCUCAGUGGGAACCCGUUUCCCGGCCUGCUUCGGAUUUUUAAUACGAUGACUCCCAUCUAUCAUACCGGGCAAUCUCGAUCAGAGGUGCUAUGGCGAACACUGAUUACGGAUACAGCGGGUGUUCCUCCUUGUUGUCCUGCUCCCAACAGCUACCGUUCUGCAUAUAUCUCGUGGAUUACUUCGAAACUAUCGCGUCAUGUUCAAGAAACGAUUCAGACCUCAAAAGACCUUGCUUUUGUAAACAACAUGGCGGAUUUUUUACCAGCGGAAAUCUCCCAUUCAUCAUAUUCAAAUGCGCCAUCCAUACAAUACAGCACGAUGUUUUCCCAUGUUCUUCAUCUUCGGUAUUUCCUAACGGGCAAAGGCUAUAUUGGAGUGGGCUCAAUGUCCCUUCUACAACAAGAUUCAGUAUGGGUCGUUGCUGGGUGCCGUGUGCCUUUGAUCUUCCGAGAGAUCAAUUCUUAUACUUUCCAGGUUGUCGGGGGUGCCUAUGUGCACGGCUUUAUGCAAGGUGAAGCCUUAGAGUGCAAUCCUGUGUUUAGAAACGUUAUUCUAGUUGAAUAA